This is a messenger RNA of Aspergillus nomiae NRRL 13137, 1125 nucleotides long. RefSeq names its product heme-dependent oxidative N-demethylase family protein. The record is from RefSeq and is a predicted model, not a curated record. The transcript is spliced from 4 exons. NCBI's taxonomy places the organism in Eukaryota, Fungi, Ascomycota, Eurotiomycetes, Eurotiales, Aspergillaceae. The coding region runs from base 1 to 1125 and encodes 374 amino acids.
AUGUUCAACCAAAGUCUCCCUGUACAGUGGCCGGGAUGGUCCACAUGCUUUUACUUCAGUUUCAUCUCUAGUUGCUUAUUCUUCCUAGCCACGCGACAGAAGAAUAAUAAAUUCACCAGGAGUGUCGCAAAUGACGACCAAGAUGCGGUCGAGCCAAACUGCUACCCACCGGUCGAGCCUCUCCCAGACUUUGACUGGAAGACGAAGGAGCCGAUCAGGAUCCGGCCAUUCAAGCCUAAAUACCAUUUAACCAUGAGCAUCCAAGAAGGGACCGUCAGCGAGCUUAUCGAAAUAGACAAGAACUAUCUCGAUCGUAUACAACUUCGCAAGAGGAUCAUGGCUGAGCAUCCUGAGACGGUUCUGGCCGCUGAGGAUUGUGUCAAGCCCGCGGUCGAUGAAUUCUACACCUGGCUGGUGGGAACAUAUCUGCCAACACGAUACCCUCGUCUGUUUCAGUUGCAGCCGUCUGCUGGGGAGAAGCCCGCAUCCUUGUAUAGCCUGGUUACUAGUGAGACGUUUUCCCUUUCCCCCGAACAGGACCCCUUGGAUAGCCUGCGGGCCAUGGGCGGUCUGGUUGAGGAUGACCUCCUUUUCCUGAUGCCAUCUGAUGAUGGAGACGGCUUUACGCUCAGGGGAUUCGUGACAUGCUUUCCCAAUGGCUUCAACACUUCGAAGAAGUUGGGCCUUAAACUCCGGGACAUACACAAGCCUGUCCCCCAGUACAAAGAAAAGCUGGAGAAGAGCAUGGAUCGCUUUUUCCAAAGACUCGGGGUAGGCAGGUUUAUCAAACGCGCCAAUUGGACCAUCACGACUACAGACCAACUGUUCACGGCGUCUGGGAACCACCUUUACGAGGGUGAAGAGAUCCCUCAAGAAGAGGUUAAUAUAAAUACUGCUCGUGUGCGUGUCGAGAGACAAUUUCUGCACCGCUUACCUCAAAGCCGUGCGAUACUUUUCUCAUUCAAAACCCUUCUCUACACACUCCCGGAAAUCAAGGAAGAAGGGCUCGGCGACGUUCUUGCCGAGGCAAUUGACGGUUUGAAGCAGGGAAACGCGCCUGGCUUUCAUUUCUAUAAACGGGCUGCCGUUUGGGGAGAAUCUGCAAAAGCCUAUCUCCGAGGCUAA